AGAAUUGUCUGUAAUCAUUUUUCGUGUAUUUUUGGUUGAAACCCGGAAGUAUACUUAACUGGACUUCAAUUGAAGAUUAGAUUUGCAGCACACAAAAUGGAAUCUUUCAGCAACAGUAGAGUUUAUCUUAAAUCUAGACCAGGAGCAGACCAUGAACCAUCAAUGGAAAACUUCGGUCAUGAAACUUGCCCUUUACCACCAGCUUUAUCAUCAGGAGAAGUUACCAUUAAAACUUUAUACAUCUCUAUAGAUCCUGCAAUGAGAUGUCGUAUGAAUGAUGAAACUGGUGUAGAUUAUAUAAAUGCCUGGCAGCUGGGAGAAACCAUUCAGGGACUAGGAGGGGUUGGAGAGGUCAUAGAAUCUAAAGAUACAGCAUUUUCUAAGGGAGAUCAAGUUCAAGGAGUAAUGAACUGGCCCUGGAUAAAAUUCUUCAAUACAAAAACUGAUGACAAGCUAUUACCUCUAACAAAAGUUGAUGCUGCAUUGAAAUCAAAUCCCCAAGUUGUAUUGUCAUUGUUUGGGGUAACAGGUUUAACCUCAUAUUUAGGGGUCAAAGAGAGAGGUAACUUGAGUCCUGGGAAGAAUCAAACAUUUGUUGUCAGUGGUGCAGCAGGAGCAUGUGGAAAUCUUGCUGGACAGAUAGGGAAGCUCCUGGGUGCUCAUAGAGUCGUUGGUAUAUGUGGAUCUGAUUCUAAAUGUUCCUUCCUCACAACACAGCUUGGCUUUGAUACAGCUUUAAAUUAUAAAACUGAAAAUAGUCCACAACGCUUGAAAGAAACUUGUCCUGAAGGGAUAGAUGCUUAUUUUGAUAAUGUUGGAGGAACUCUUAGUGAAGAAGUCAUAAAACAGAUGAAUGAAGGUUCUCAUGUUAUACUGUGUGGUCAGAUAGCUGUAUACAACAAAGAUGUUCCUUAUCCUCCACCAAUAUCUCAACAAAUGCAGGACAUCAUCUCUGAUAGAAAUAUUACAAGGGAAAGGUUUUUAGUUUUGCAUUUUCAAGACCAAUUUGGGGAUGGAAUAAAGAUAUUACAAGAGUGGUACAUAAAUGGAAAAUUGAAGGUUCCAGAAUACAUACAUGAAGGCCUAGGACAUGCAGGCGAAGCAUUUGUUAACAUGAUGACCAGUGUAAAACAAGAAAAAGUUGGUAAACAAAUGGUUAAUGUGGAUUCAUGAAAACGUAAACUGUUUAGACCUUGAUAAUGAAAACAUGCCGUGCAUAGCUGACAGUGAAAACACAUGCAGUGCAUACUUUGACAGUAAUACACCACAUGCAGUACAUACAAAAUGCAGUACAAACCUUGAUAGUGAAAACACAUCUAGUGCAUAUAUUGACAGUGAAAACACAUCUAGUGCAUAUAUUGACAGUGAAAACACAUGCUGUGCAUGCCUUGAUAGUAAAAGCAUGUGACAGUGGAAAUCAUGAAACAGCAUUUACAUAGAUGAUAAAGAAUUGUAGGUAGGCAAUGUUUAUGUAAUAAACUAUGGACUACCUCAUACAGUAUAUAACUGUCCUGUCUCUAUUCAGUAUUUGUUUUAUUUUGCUAGUAAUAAAUUCUGAUGUAUUUAU
Molecule: messenger RNA, 1567 nt
Organism: Ruditapes philippinarum (Manila clam)
Lineage: Eukaryota; Metazoa; Mollusca; Bivalvia; Venerida; Veneridae
Product: prostaglandin reductase 2-like
Exons: 8
Coding region: 97-1173 (358 amino acids)
Biological process (GO): prostaglandin metabolic process
Molecular function (GO): 15-oxoprostaglandin 13-reductase [NAD(P)+] activity
Source: RefSeq, a predicted model, not a curated record